Messenger RNA from Xenopus laevis (African clawed frog), 2862 nucleotides. Its product is annotated as CD59 glycoprotein. The coding region runs from base 162 to 524 and encodes 120 amino acids. The transcript is spliced from 4 exons. The record is from RefSeq and is a predicted model, not a curated record. Lineage: Eukaryota; Metazoa; Chordata; Amphibia; Anura; Pipidae.
UGAGUUGAAGGGGAUUAUGCUUAUAACGGGACAGCAGCCUGACAGACGACUACAAGAGGGUGAGACUAUCUUAUUGCUGUCACUUAGGGGAGACUGUUCGUUUUAUAGAAGCCGGACUGUACCAUUCACAGCGAGAGCAAAGAUCGUCAUCAGCAGGAACAAUGAAGAGUUUUUGGGAUUUCCGCGUGAUUGUUCUGGCACUUGUGAUCCUCUCCUUGUGCACUUAUGGUGACGCCCUGAAGUGCUACACCUGCCCAGUCUUUUCCGACAGCUGUAGCGCCAUCACAUGCGAAGCAAACCAAAACGCCUGUUUAAAGCUGUCUAAGGCUGAUGGUUCACUGCGCCAAUGCUCAAGCAUAAGCCGUUGUGAGAGCAAAUAUAUCAAAGAGGAUUUUCCUGGCAUCACAAACUUUAAAUAUGAAUGCUGCCAGAGCGACCUGUGCAACAGCAGCGUGACCAGCCUGCCCAGUGUGGGUCUUCUCCUCUCUCUGGCCACCGCUCUGCUCCUCGUCUUCUGCCGCUGAGCUCAACUGCCGGAACGGAGUUGUCCCUCGACCCAGUGUUUGAUUCCGGCAUCUUUUAUAACAUGUUCUUGGUUCGUGAAUUCUUUUGCUUCACACUUCUAGUACGCUAGGUUGUGGCGUGUUUGUGAUUUUUGUAACUAGAAACACAGGCUUCCAUAACACAAGGCUUUGCCAAGUCCUACUGCUGUUCCCUAAACGCUGCCUAAAGAAUAAUCGUAGCCCUCUUUAAUGGGACACCAUGCAACUAUGACAAUUCAAGUGUUAUGUCCCCCAAUUAAUUUUUAACUGCAACAUCUAAACUUUGGAAUAUGGCUUCACUCUCUGUACCUGAUCAUAUUAGUGUCUGGCCUAGUAAAUCCCUCUCCCUGACUCUAUGCAGGCGAUUGCUGACCAGUAGUACACUAACCUGGUCCUCUCCUUUAACCCCUUCUAGCACAGGCCAGCGUGUGCUUGCUUUGAUUCACUGGCCACAAGUAUUUCUAUGUAUAGUCAAUAGAGAAACUUGGUGGACAAAGGUUUGUCUAUUGGCAUGAACAUUUUAAACAUAAAACCUUUAUAUAUUUAAAUUGUCACUGAGCUUCACCAAUGAUUUUUUUUUUUUUAUUAGCUGUAUUUUGAUGCCCCCCCCCCCCUUCCCCCGGUGCACAAAUUCUGCCUAGGUUCACCUCCCUACCACCCUCAUGCUCUUAGUUUAAGCACUAAUAUCCACUCAUAUCUCUCACUCCCUACAUGUGGAGGGUAUGUUUGUGUAAUGUAACUGCUCCUUCCCUUGUAGUUAGGUGAGAGAUUCUUUUACAAAGCGUGCAGAUUUUUCCUGGUGCAACCAUAUCGCUCAUGUUUUCCGACCCUGAGUAACUACUUGAGUUAAAGGGCCUUUCCAAAAAGAGAAGGCACUUUAGCUGAAAUAUAAGCAGGGGCGCUCCGCCAAUGAGGCGAGUUGAGGCACUCUCCUCAGGUUGCCAGGGGCGGCAAAAAUGCUGCUCCUGUUAACGAAGAGCCAAAUUUCCGGUUUUCAACUCGGAAAUUCGGCUCUUCUAGUGCUCUCUGCACUAGCGACGUGGAUCCGUCCGGCGCUGAAGGUGUGAGGCGGGGGCAGCAAUAACUAAGGCCUCCUCUGGCGGCAAAUUGGGCAGGAUCGCCACUGAAUAUAAGCCAUCAUCUAUUUUUUUUUUUUUUUUUUUUUUUUAAAUUCAAGUUUAUUGAAAGUAUUUUGCAAAUAACAAGUCAGAAAUUACACCGAUACAUCGCGUAAUAAAAGAAGGGAAAAGAAAGAUCAAAGUGAGGAAAAGAGAGAAAGGAAAGGGAAAGAGUGAGAGGGUUUGAAGACAAAACAGUCCUCCGUACCUGUGAGUAAAAUAGAGUGAAAUUUACUGUGGAGAGCGGAGGUCCAGCAAUAGCACUUGCAAUUCCUUCAGGUAUUGAGAGGGAGUAAAGAAGAGUGGAUAGUAAAACCAGGAAAAGAGAGGGUAAAGAAAAAGAAGCAAAGGUCCAUCUAGUCAAUAAAUGUGCAAAAGGUACACGAGACAUAUCAAUAGCGGAUCCGUAGGGGGGGGUUGCAGCCAGAGCGAGGCAAGUUUCGGUAACGGAUACCUAGCCAUCAUCUUUUUUUAAAGAGACUCCCCACGUACAUGAGGAGGCCCCAGUGCUCUGCCCGAGCCUUCAACACGAGGGAUCGGACAUCAGUGUAUUGUUUGUAGGGUAGGCACUCAAAGAGCAAUCCUCCAGGCAGUUGUAGUAAAAAGGUAUUUAUUGAAGUACAAGUAUGGAUUACAGCCUUGCGUGUUUCGCUUAAUCAUAGGCUCAUGAUUAAGUGCCUAUGAUUACUUGUUGUGAAAACACAAUACGCAAGGCUCUAAUCCAUACUUGUACUUCAAUAAAUACCUUUUUUACUACAACUGCCUGGAGGAUUGCUCUUUGAGUGCCUACCCUACAAACAAUACGGUGAUUCCCAAAUGCUGUGUUUGAUGCACUUAGAGUUUGGUAAGUAGCACCAGUGAGUAUGAGCCCUAAGUCGGCCUGUGAUAUCCCUGGUGUAACAUAAAGACUCCCUGCUCUAUGAUUUAGUUGCUUAACCUGGAUGCAGAACAUUAACCAUUUCCAGAAAAAUGAAUAAUAAUAAUAAUAAUAAUAUAUAUAUAAAGCUGAAUUUUUACUAUUUGUGUAUUUAACCAUGCUUCUUCUAUGGAGUGGCGGCACACGAGGCUGUGCCUGGAUAUAAGGGAACCCACCAGUGGUUAGUGACUGGCAAGAAUUUAUUGCAUUUGGCCAGUGACAUUAAAUAAUUAGAAUCUGUAGAAAAAGCUUUUCUGUUUUGCUAAAUAAAUAUGUUCAGUAACCA